This is a messenger RNA of Chaetomium strumarium, 2667 nucleotides long. RefSeq names its product tRNA synthetases class II-domain-containing protein. Gene Ontology annotation, molecular function: ATP binding; aspartate-tRNA ligase activity. Gene Ontology annotation, biological process: aspartyl-tRNA aminoacylation. The record is from RefSeq and is a predicted model, not a curated record. Bases 89 to 2374 code for a protein of 761 amino acids. The transcript has 5 exons. Gene Ontology annotation, cellular component: cytoplasm. NCBI's taxonomy places the organism in Eukaryota, Fungi, Ascomycota, Sordariomycetes, Sordariales, Chaetomiaceae.
AGCUUAUUCUCAUCACGGCUUCCGCGUUCUGCUUCGACUAGGUACUGGUGUUCUGGACCGCUCUGGGGACUGAAGCUGAACGGGACGAAUGGCACUGCCUCGAAUAGCGCUUAGGCUGCCCGGUUGCUUUUGGCAGCGGGACUUGACUUGCUGUAGAAGCGCUUUCCGCGCGCAGUUGGUACACAUCAGCAAGCGUUCAGUCCCGAGUUGUCGCCGUUCAUAUUCCCUCGCAUUAACCAGCAAAACCGCUCAGACUCCUACCGCAGAAGCCCUACAAAUUGACCCAGAGGUCUUUCACCAAGAUCUUCGUGAAGAAUGGACCAGAUACAGUAACUUUCCAAAGGCCUCCGAGGCGGCGGACUACAAGGAAGGGCAGCGCGUCACCGUUCAUGGAUUCCUGACCGAGAGACGGCAAAAGGGCAAGAAUCUUGUGUUCGGAGACUUACAGGUCCACAACGGACCUCACGUCGAGAUCAUUUACCAUAAAGGCCAACUGCCCGACGAUGAAGAAGUCAGGACAAAGUUAAGGAAAGCCCUCAACAGCAUUCCCCUUCACAGCCCGGUCUCCGUGACGGGAACCGUCAGCAAACUCUAUGGCGCAGAAUCCGGAGAGCUCCCCCCGAAAGCCAGCGGCGCCGACGACGGAAUACAACCCCAGAGUGCCUCUUCAGGGCCGGGCAGUUUCCCCGACGGCGUCUCUCGCAUCGACGUGCUCCUAGAAAGUAUUCAACCGCUGAACCUCUUUCCAAAGAACAUUAUCGUCUCCAAGGACGUCGUCUUCCCGCCCGAGUCUCGGCACUUGCAGAUCCGCUUCCACGAUGGCCUUCGGUCCCGUCUGCUUGCUCGGCCGCGAAUAGCGUCCCGCUUGAGGAAGUUGCUCAAUGACCUUGGCUUCACCGAAGUUGAGACGCCGAUCCUGUUCAAAUCCACCCCUGAAGGGGCUAGAGAGUUUCUGGUUCCCACGAGGACCGUUGGCCGUGCAUACGCACUGCCACAAAGCCCUCAGCAGUACAAGCAGAUACUCAUGGCCAGCGGCAUCCGGGCCUACUACCAGUUUGCUCGCUGUUUCAGGGACGAGGACUUGCGAGCGGACAGGCAGCCAGAGUUCACGCAGCUGGAUCUAGAAAUGUCCUUUGCCACGGGUGAAGACGUCAUGAGGACGGUCGAGUCCCUCAUUUCAGGUUUGACCUUCUCGCUGGACUCCGAGUUUUUGACCGUGACGAAAGGUGAAGAUCGAUAUCUCACGCCUAGAAGGAGCUUGACUGCGCUCGAACAGGAGUGGACUGGGCGCCCAUCUUACACGAAGCCUCCGUUUCCCCGUAUGAAGUACGAAGAGGCCAUGACGAGGUUCGGCACCGACAAGCCAGAUUUACGAAUCCCGUUCGAGAUCCACCGGGUUGAGCAGUUCCUGCCGCCGUCAUUUAUUUCCAAGAUCACCAUCCUCCAAAACCCGGUCGUGGAAGCGUUCAAGUUCCGCCCGGCCGCAGUGGACAAACCCGAGACGGUGGCGGACUGGGCUUUCCAGACACUAGAUGAUGUCGACAUCGACAGUGCAGGGAACCCACCUAUUCACCUAACGGUCGAUUCCUCGAAGCCUCUCCGUGGCCUUGCGGCUCUCGGUUUCGAUGGCGUCACUGCCUUGCAGUCCGGCGUGGCCGAAUUUGCCGAUCUGCAAGACGGAGACGUGCUUGUCUUCCAGGCACGCGAGGACAAGCCCUUCCAGGGCGCCGGCUCAACGGACUUGGGCAUUGUCAGGAACGAGUUGUAUCGGAAAGCCGUGUCCGCGGGACUGCUGGCCGAGGAUCUCAAUUUCCAUUUUCUGUGGGUCGUCGACUUCCCCAUGUUCAAACCGAAGAGCGUGACGGAUCCGGAUCCUGGACAGGGUGAAAAAUCGCGCUUUUCGGCGACUCACCAUCCUUUCACUGCGCCGUUGACGAUGGCGGACGCCGAAUUGCUCGCGACUGACCCGCUGAAGGCGAGGGCCGACCACUACGAUCUGGUGGUUAACGGCGUCGAGCUGGGUGGCGGCAGUCGACGUAUCCACACGGCCCUCACGCAAGAGUACGUGUUCAGGGACAUUCUCCAGAUGACCGACUAUGGCGUCGGGCAGUUUGCGCACCUACUCGAAGCUCUCCGCGCCGGCUGUCCACCCCAUGCCGGCUUUGCCCUGGGCUUUGACCGUCUCGUGGCACUGCUCACGUAUACCGACUCGGUCCGCGACGUGAUUGCAUUCCCCAAGUCAAUGAAGGGCGAAGACAAGAUGGUCAACAGCCCCGGGGAGCUCAACAAGGGCCUUCUUCAUCGUUACCAUCUUACAUGGGCUACCGAAGCGAUACGCGGAGUUCAGAAGGAUGAAGCGAAGGAAUGCAUAUAAAGGAAUGCAUAUGCGAUGAGAAAGCAGAGAAGGACCUCGGGUUCUGACUAGCCGCCCGGUAGAAGGACGUUCCUUAGCCUGUAUCAAUCGCUGUACAACAAAAUGGAGCAGUGAUGUCAAGACUUUCAGUUUCUGCUGCUAGACCGGUUCACAGGAUAGAAGGAUGGCUCUCCACACCAAGAAACAACCGUGUAUGAAUAUACCUAUUAUGCUUAUGCACUUCAUUAGUCCAAUCCCUGUCUUAUCCCUCGUCCGCUUGAAGGUAGGGUUUGUGAUCAGGGUUGAUUGAGUGG